AUGGCGCUUUCUGCAGCUUUCAAGGAGAGGCUUGAUCAAAUGGAGUUCACCAGAAACCAACGACUCUAUCUUCUUCAGGUGGAGAAAGAGCUACAAGUGAACAAAUCACAGAUUUUAGCAUCCAAGCACGCAAGUAUACAAUCCAUAGAACGCAAAUGUUUGAUGCUCGACCAAAAAAUCGCUGCGCAAAACCUCAAGAUCACCAUUCUCAGAUCUACCAUCGAAGAUCUCGAUUCCAAAUACCACUGCGCUGUACAGCAAUUGAGGUCGCUGAAGAGCGAGGUUGAAGAGCUGAAAGAGUUAGACCAAGAGAGGGACAAGUAUUACAAGCUGAAAUGCUCUGAGAUGAACGAGUUUAUGCAAAAUGUCGACAGGUUCAGAUCAGAGAACUGGUUUCAAGUCGAGAAUCUGAGAAACCGAGUCAAGGAGCUUAGUUCAACGUUCAAGGAAUUUCAUGAGAAGAACAACUAUCUGAAGAACACAAAUUAG
Messenger RNA from Arabis nemorensis, 489 nucleotides. Lineage: Eukaryota; Viridiplantae; Streptophyta; Magnoliopsida; Brassicales; Brassicaceae. The record is from the annotation of a GenBank genome assembly.